CCCGAGCUGUCGUGCGUGCGUGUCGUCCACGCUUGUAAAUACGUAGUCGUACGCUAGAUAAGUUUCGUAGUAAUUAUGUGUUUGGCUAAGAAUGAAGAUUCACCGCAGAAGGAGGCCGUGUCGCCUCGGUCGCCGUGGGCGAAGCUUCUUAAUCGACAGAGCUCAAAGCCGCGCCUGCCGAGAAAGGUGGCAUCCUCUACGCGAGUGAACCUCAACAAGUGUUGGUCGAAGUUGGGAGAGCUCAUCUCCAACUCAUCGCCCCGCGCUGACCUACCAUCGCAAAAGACUGCUUACCCUGAAGAACCGGUCGUCAUCCCGUUCUCCGAUUUCUUCUACCCGCUGGACCCGGUGAAACCGGUGCCAGUCGAAGACAACGACAACGCCGAAAACCAGAACAUCCUGAACUCCAGCCGCUUCGAGUUGAUCUCAGAAGACGAGGUCAACGACAACAUGGCCAACGAAGUUCGCGAGAUCUGCUACUCCGCGACCGCGAACUGCUCCGUAUGUAACGUUUGGUAUUAGUUUCUUCUUCCUCUACAUUCUGAGACCAGUGAAAACAAAAUCUCGUCUUCCAAAAGUAGAUUUAGUGCGUGCUCCGAUGCGAGCUGUAAUCCAACGUCUUCCAGUAGCAUUAGUGAAGUGGCGUGAGAACCUGACGUUUGUCGUGAUGUUUUGUGAUGUUAGCCUUAAUUUGUGAUGUUAGUCGAUAGAAUAUCACGCCCUGGCAUCAGGUCCUUACGCUACGCUUAGUUGAGUGUAUCGUUUGUAACAUCACGUUUUGGUAGACAGCUUUAAUGCCUGCACUGUUAUCGUCGCACACCCUCAGCUAUCUCCUUAACUUCCUCUAACAGAUAAUCGUUUAUGUUAUAUCCAACGUCUUCCAUUAGUUUGUAAGAGAGUUUUAUCUUGUCUGUGAUAAUCAGAGUACACAUAUUGAAAGCUUUAAUUAGGUUAAGUAAAGAUUUAUGAUUGUACGCAAUGGCUCUCUCUACGCACUUUUGAUGAAAUUGCAUCGUGAGUGUCUUGAGAAAGUCAAUUGCAUUUUUAUCCAGAUACAUUUAUUCGAGUAUUAGAACUAACAUAUCAGUGAAAAGCUUUAAUAGUUUGUAAGAAAAGUUUUAAUAGUCUUAAGAUCUAGAAUAUAAUGUUCGUAAUUGAAUGUUUUAAAAUCUAAGCAGAAGUGGGCCGAACGUGCCAAUCUUUUACUUGUAAGUUUUAGUUUAAUAGUGAUAAGGGUGCCUUUCGUAGUUAAGUAUUAGUUUAAAGCUCUCAAUUUUUCGGUUUCGUUCUUUUAGUUUAGGAUUGCUUAGUGGAAAAAUUCGCAUAAAAAUAAUCAAAAUUAUGUGGUUAAGUUGUAAUUAGUUUUUAAGUUUAGACUGAUAAUGUUAAGGAAUUUCAAGACUUUCGUUUGAUCUCCAUUCUUAUUAAUAAAUGCUUUGAAUAAAUAAA
This is a messenger RNA of Ostrinia nubilalis (European corn borer), 1449 nucleotides long. RefSeq lists its product as uncharacterized. The transcript has 2 exons. The record is from RefSeq and is a predicted model, not a curated record. Bases 76 to 522 code for a protein of 148 amino acids. Lineage: Eukaryota; Metazoa; Arthropoda; Insecta; Lepidoptera; Crambidae.